This is a messenger RNA of Plenodomus lingam JN3, 477 nucleotides long. RefSeq lists its product as uncharacterized. Gene Ontology annotation, cellular component: mitochondrion. Lineage: Eukaryota; Fungi; Ascomycota; Dothideomycetes; Pleosporales; Leptosphaeriaceae. Gene Ontology annotation, molecular function: fatty acyl-CoA hydrolase activity. The record is from RefSeq and is a predicted model, not a curated record.
AUGGAAGCCUCUGCCAUGGCGUUGGAAGCACUGAAAGCGCGUCGGCGCACCGAUUACAAAUUUCAGCUUGCGUACCGAACACGAUGGAGUGACAACGACCAAUACCACCAUCUCAACAACUCCGUCUACUACUACCUAUUUGAUUCCAUAGUAAACACCUAUCUCAUCCAGCACUGCGCCCUCCACCCUCCCACUUCGCCUCAGAUUGGCCUCGUCGUCCACUCCCACUGCGACUACCUCGCUCCCAUUGAGUUCCCAGCCGUUGUAGAUCUCGCGCUGAGGGUCAAUAAGCUGGGUAAAAGCUCGGUCACCUAUGAGAUUGGCGUCUUUGCGCAGGGGGAUGAGCAUGUCAGGGCAGUGGGUGAAUUCAUUCAUGUGUUUGUUGACCGUGAUAGUCGCAGGCCGAGUAAGGAGGGGAUGAAUGGAGAGACCAAGAGCGGACUGGAGGCUAUUCGGGUUGAUAGAUCUAUGUUGUGA